GUUAGGUGGCGAUACUUGCUGCUGGGAACCAGGGGCCCGGGGAGCUGCAGAAGAAGACAGACCCACAGUCCCUCCACACUCUGCGGCUCUUUUCGCUCCAGUCUCUCGGUCGCGGAUGAAAAAGGGACCCACACUUUUUUUAACAGGAGGUGGAGUUCACGGCUUCAACUCUGGAGGAUUGUCCGAACGUCUGCUGGGAUGUUGACACGGAGCUGAACCCACACGUCCGCCGCCUCCGAUACAUGACAGCUCACACCACCAGUCAUGGAGUUCAACACAUGUGUUUCCUUGUGGAUAUUUUGCUUGUGUCUCGCUGGAGAAAGUUGGAGUGAGAAGACGAGCUCGCCCUCACCGGACAGUCCGGGCGAAAGUGGGGUUCCAGAUUUUUGUCGCAUCGAUGAGUCACUCUGCAAGGAUGAGAACGCCCUUCUCAGCUUUGAGGCCAUCCGUAGUAUCCACAAGCAGAUGGACGAUGACGCAAACGGCAAUGUAGAUGUGGCGGAGACAGACGGCUUCCUGAGAGAAGAUCUUAACUAUCAUGACCCAAAGGCCAAGCAUAACAGCUUCCAUGGGGAUGACCAGUUCAUCAGUGUGGAGGACUUGUGGAAUGCGUGGAAGGGCUCUGAAGUGUAUAAUUGGACAGUGGAUGAGGUGGUUGAGUGGCUCAUCACAUAUGUGGAGCUACCACAAUACAUGGAUGCAUUUCGCAAGAUGAAUUUUAAUGGCAGCGCCAUGUCAAGGCUUGCCGUGAAGAACACCACUCUGACACUCUCUAUUCUCAAGAUUUUGGAUCGCAGCCAUGUGCAAAAGUUGCAGCUCAAAUCCCUGGACACUGUACUGUUUGGACCUCCCCUGAUGAAUAGACAUAACCACCUGAAGGACUUCAUGCUGGUAGUGUCAAUUGUCAUAGGCAUGGGUGGUUGCUGGUUUGCCUACAUCCAGAAACGCUACUCGAAGGACCACAUGAAGAAAAUGAUGAAAGACCUGGAGGGGCUGCAGAGAGCUGAGCAGAGUCUGCAUGACCUGCAACAGAAGCUGCAGAUAGCCCAGGAAGAGCACCGCACGGUGGAGGUGGAGAAGGUUACACUGGAGCAGAAGCUGAGGGAUGAGAUCAACACAGCCAAGCAGGAGGCCCAGCGACUGAGAGAGCUGCGUGAGGGAACAGUGAACGAACUGAGUCGCCAGAAAUACGCAGAAGAAGAGCUGGACCAGGUGCGUAUGGCGUUGAAGAAAGCUGAGAAGGAGUUGGAGUCACGGAGCAGCUGGUGUCCACCAGAGUCUCUCCAGAAGUGGCUGCAGCUCACCCAUGAGGUGGAAGUACAGUACUACAACAUCAAGAAGCAAAAUGCUGAACGGCAGCUCCUGAUAGCCAAAGAAGGGGCAGAGAAGAUAAAGAAAAAGAGGAACACUCUCUUCGGGACUUUCCAUGUGGCUCACAGCUCCUCCCUGGAUGAUGUGGACCACAAAAUACUGGCAGCAAAACAAGCCCUGGGUGAGGUGACGGCUGCGUUGAGGGAGAGGCUUCAUCGUUGGCAGCAGAUAGAGAUCCUUACCGGCUUCACCAUUGUCAACAACCCAGGCCUGCCUUCGCUGACCUCAGCCCUCAACCUUGACUCCACCGUAAUGGGCGGCAGAGCCACACCUCUGCACUUCAUCAUGUCUGACGACAUGGACGACUUGGACGAGGAUAUCAUGCCCGGAACUCUGCAAUCUCCCAGUAUGAUGUCCCUGCGCCAACGCCACAUUGACCCCCAGCUGGCCAUGGGCUCCCAGAGGUUGGUAGAGAGUUGUCUGUUGGCGGGGCAGCAGGGAGAGGGAUCCCCAUACCCAUCCCGGUCUAGGGCCGCCCUCAGACAAGCACGUAGCCAGUCUUUUGGGCAGCUCGAUUGUCUCCCCCUGCCCCCUCUGUCCUCGGCUGUGUCUCAUCCCUCUAUCAUCUGUACCAGCAGCCCGAACCCCCAGUCCCUGUCGUCCUUCUCUUCUUCAUCCUCCUGUUUACCCAGCUCUUUGGGUGGUUGUGUAGCCCCUCAUUCCUCCCAUUUAUAUCACGCCUCUUUCCAGCCCAUGGACCCCAUUCCUGAUUUCACCUUCUCAGAUGUCUCCAAAGCUCACUCCUCGUGCAGCGACAGCCUCGGGGACCUGAAUCGUUCCGACUCUGACUCCUCCCUGUCACUCUCCCAAGUUGGUGAUCGACUUUCUGCCUACAGCUCCAAAGGCCACCUAAUCAAGCCCACUUCUCUCAUCCACGGCCUGUCCGGUCGCUCAGAGGAUGCCAUCUCACUGCACGCUCACACCCCGAACGGAGGGAACCGCGUACACGAGAGCAGUCCCGGUGAGCCCGUCAUUGACAGCCCCAUUCUCAUGAAGAAGGGCUACGGCAUGGAGGAGUCACUCAGCCUGGGAGAGAUCAACAGCCUGUCAGAGUCGUCCCGCUCCUUCAGCCCCAACUCCACCGAACCGGACACACCAUCACCUACAGGAGGGCAACUGGGGGCCAUAGGUCCAAAGGUUAACAGCCGCAUCCCACAGCUGUCCGCCAAGAAGAGCCCCCUGGAGGAGGACAGUGGUUCAACGGGAGAAGAAACAGAUUCCGCUGCCAGCCGCAAGAAACACACCUUCAAGAUCUUCAAGAAGCAGAAGAAAUAAGGGCUACAUGAACUGCAGGCUGUCAGAGCGGUCGGACUCUGGUCUGUUCUUGAAAAACAAAAGGUUUUGGUGUCGAAUGGUGAAAUGUUUUCACCAUUUGUUUCUGUUGCAUCUUUGAGUAGGUACGACACCUACUGUGAGAAACUGUCAAUGUUGAAUAAGUGGGGAUUGGGUAGAUUUGUACAUUGGAAUGUAAAGUAUUAUUUAUUCUGCAGGAAAUUGUGCCAGUCCAGAAAAACUGGUCUCCAAGUGGGUUUUUCUUUCUUGUUCUACAAUCUAUAACAUUUUGCAUGUCUUCACUUUUGUUUGAUUGAUACUCGAAUGCCCUUAGUGUUUGCUUGGUUCUCGUCGUCAACCUGCUUUGACUACACUUGAUGUUUCUUUUAUUACGAGCUAACCACCUAGCCUACGAAUCCAAAGUGAAUGCGCACUCUUUUAUUUUAGUACUUUGUUCUUAUUGAUGGUUACGACAUUUACUGUCUUUUGUUGUCGUCUUCUUGGCAGAGAAAAGGACUCAUUCUGCUUUCUGUCACUGCUGGAGUGUGGUAACAGAAGACUCAGUAGAAUAUAUUAUCAGAUUUCACUUUUGGCUGUCAGAAAAAGUGUUAAGUGUCGUUUGGAUUAACAUUAGUGUAAUAAUAACUUGCAGCCUUGGAUCGCACCCAAGAGCAGGGCAUUAUUGUCCACAAAAUAAAGUUGGAAGAGACGUUAAUCUCUCUGCACUGUUACAAAAGAAUCAAAUUGCAGCAUCAGACCUUUAGGGGUUUUAAUGUUUAGGGUUGGCAAGUGCUUUGCUGAAAUGUCCAGCAUAUAAACAAUGCCAAGGUUCACCACUGAUAAUUGAUUGGUUUAAGAGUGGUGUCCAGAAGUCUGAGUCUCAGACUUUUGUAUAUGUAAUAUUAAACAUUAAAAAGUGUUCAAAUGACGUGCUUGGAUGAAAAAAAACAGAAUUACCAAAAUGUUAAACAUAGAAUAUACUAUGAAAAACAAUAUCUGUAUUUUGUGUAUUUAACACAAAAUACUUGAAGCAUAUUUUUAGUUUCACAACUAUAAAAAAAAAAGCAAUUAUGUCUUUGUGUUUUUAGGAUACUCUUAAAAUCCAACAUUUACCUUUCAAAUGUUAAUUUGAUGAAGUUGAACUUUGAUUUUUGGCUCCUGUUACUCUGUUUUGUUUCUGUUUUAUUGAAUAUUCAGGUGGAUGACAUAAAAGGGGAUGCGCUGGUAAGGGCUAAAAUACAAGGCAUAAAAAAACGAUUUGCUCUGUAUGUGAUAGAAAUUCUCAAGUCGUCUCUCUGUAAUCCACCUUCUACAGUGCAGACAGUCAAUCAUGUCGAUGUGCCAAAUCUCCUUCUGUCAGUGGCCUUGUAUUUGGAGUGUGUUGGGCCACGUGAGCCUCCUUUACACAGAACACACGACCACGUGAUAUAUACUGUUUAUCCUGAGGUUAGACGCUGAAUGUCCAAGCGUACUCUGUCUGUAACAGUGUCAACAGGACGGUAUGUUUACAUUUGUUACAGGUAAUUCUUCUUCUCCAAUUAUGGCAGCGGAGAACAUUUUGCCAGUUUUGAUAUCGACAGCUUCUUAUAUAUGAGCACAGAACUAUGCAUCAGUAGUCGUAGGUGAUUUACUUCAGUAGUGCGGACACCAGUAGACUUAGGGUGCUCCCGAUUAACAAACAACCAAAAAGUGCUGCAGAAAACAGUCGGCCUACCCCAGCCUCAUAAUGUAACAGGUGGUUUGGAUGUACAAGACAAAAUAUUUUAUUUAAAGAAACCAUGUGAAAAAAUAUCAAUUUCCUAAUGGUACUUUUCUAAGGUGUCGAUUGUACCUCUUUUGCACGACAGCUGUAAAUGGAUUAUGCCGUCUGAAAGUGUGUGUGAGUGAGCGUGUGUCCGUCUGCACCCAGUACAAUGCACCGUAUUGUUGAUGCAUGUCAACUGCUAUAACAAAACCUAUAUUGGGUUAGAAGAGUGGAUCAGCUUAGGCUCUUUACUUCCCACCACACUUUCUGUCUCUCUUUCUUAUUUUUGAGCUUCUAUUUAUGGAAACAUACACGGUAUAUUUGUACAGAGAAAAUGAUCAUUUUGCAUCUUAUGUGAUGGUCUAGACUUUUAUGGAACUUCUGCAUGACAGCAAUAAACUAUUUUGAAUGAAA
Messenger RNA from Paralichthys olivaceus (Japanese flounder), 4801 nucleotides. RefSeq names its product stromal interaction molecule 1a (gene stim1a). Gene Ontology annotation, molecular function: protein binding; calcium ion binding; calcium channel regulator activity. Gene Ontology annotation, cellular component: plasma membrane; endoplasmic reticulum. Gene Ontology annotation, biological process: intracellular calcium ion homeostasis; activation of store-operated calcium channel activity; store-operated calcium entry. NCBI's taxonomy places the organism in Eukaryota, Metazoa, Chordata, Actinopteri, Pleuronectiformes, Paralichthyidae. The record is from RefSeq and is a predicted model, not a curated record.